Molecule: messenger RNA, 765 nt
Organism: Closterium sp. NIES-65
Lineage: Eukaryota; Viridiplantae; Streptophyta; Zygnematophyceae; Desmidiales; Closteriaceae
Source: the annotation of a GenBank genome assembly
AUGGCUACCACCAGUGUCCUUACCUUUGACACUGAGGGCCGUGCUGUUGACUUUGAAGUCUGGGUCGAUGACCUCCACCUGUUCCUCCAGUGCGAUAGGGCAGACGGCCUCUCUUUGUUCGACCUCACCUCUGGUGCCUCCCCUGCCCCGGCUGCUACUGCUGACAGCACUGUUCGCUCACAGUGGGCGACUCGCGAUGCUGCUGCCCGUCUUGCUGUGCGUCGCCACUUACCGACCACUGAGCUCGCUGACCUCAUUACGCACCUCCGCACUAGUGACACUCGCUACCGCGCUGCGCUUCCUCCUGAAUUGUGCGCCAAGAACCCCCCCCCCAUGUACAUCACCCUCUACUACAUAGUCACCCGCCUCCCUGGCUCUCUCCGCGUAGUCAGGGACCACUUCCUCUCAGUUUGCCCCACCACUCUCACCGUUGACCUCCUCGAGAAGGCCCUCCUAGCAGCAAAGACGAGCAUAGUCGUUGUAGGAGCCUCUCGUGGUGACCCUCGCACCCCCGUCUUUGAGGGGUGUUCCCCCUCCCCCAUCUUGCCCUCUUUUGCUUCUGCUGCUGCUGCCGUCCUCGUUGGUUUCUACGGGGUCGGCGCUGCGUCUGCCCCUAGCGGGAGACGCCGCACCAGCAAGGGCAAGGGGGGCAAGGGAACUGGAGGGGUUAGCGGGGGCGGUGGGAAGUGGUGGUGGAGGCAGUGGAGGGAGUGGGCGUGGUGGUGGGAGUGGUGGCGGGGGCGGUGGCGGCGGCGGCAGCAGUGA